Messenger RNA from Aspergillus ochraceoroseus IBT 24754, 1992 nucleotides. RefSeq names its product putative MFS phosphate transporter. The transcript has 4 exons. Gene Ontology annotation, molecular function: transmembrane transporter activity. NCBI's taxonomy places the organism in Eukaryota, Fungi, Ascomycota, Eurotiomycetes, Eurotiales, Aspergillaceae. Gene Ontology annotation, biological process: transmembrane transport. Gene Ontology annotation, cellular component: membrane. The coding region runs from base 1 to 1992 and encodes 663 amino acids. The record is from RefSeq and is a predicted model, not a curated record.
AUGGCUGAUUUUGGUCCACGUGCACCUCAUGGGCCCGAUAUGACGGGAACCCAUGAGCCCUUGGAGGACAUGGACAUCCAUGAGAAGGGGGCUUUUGAUGCUCUUAUUCGUCCCUCCGACAGCUAUACACCAGAAGGCACCUACUGGGCCGACUUGUCCAUUCUGAGAAGGAUGAAGUUUGUGGGUUCGUACGAUGCGGGAGAGGCGAAGCGCGAGCUUAGUGGAAUCUGGGACAUGGUCAAGAAGGAUCCUCUGUCGCCCGUCUCGUACUAUUUCCGAAAUAUGGUCCUGCCUGGUGCUGGUCUGGGUUUGGAAGGUUACGUGCUAUUCUCUAUUGGAAACCUGAAACCUCUUUUCCAGGCUGCUUUCCCUGCUUGCUGGGAUAAAAACACCACCUGUAACGUUCAGUGGAUCCACGCUAUCGAUUACCUCGAAAUCUGUGGUAUUAUCGUUGGUCAGAUCUUGGUCGGAGUUUUGGGUGACUGGAUUGGUCGACGAUGGGGUUUGAUUCAGGAUGCCACAAUCAUGUUUGUCGGUCUGCUGAUGCUCACGGCCGCCUGGGGUGUCACCCAGAACGGCUGGAUUAUCUGUUACGCCUGGUCUCUGUUCUUCUACGGUAUUGGUGUUGGUGGUGAAUAUCCUAUGACCGCCACUAGCGGUAUGGAGAAUGCUGUUGGAUCGGGCAAAGUUUCUACCAAGGAGGAUCGCCUUCACCGUGGCCGCAAGGUUACCAGCGCUUUCUUGAUGCAGGGUUGGGGUCAAUUUUUUAACCAGGUCCUACUCAUCAUCUUGCUGCUUUGCUUCCACCACGGCAGCGGCAAUCCUUCUUACUCCACCGUCGCCGCUCAAUGGACCUACCGCGUUUCUUUCGCCAUUCCUGCUGUUGGAACCCUGUGGCUCGUCUACUAUCGUGCUUACCACAUGAAGGCUGCUAGCAAGCAGCUCAUCACAGCCAAGAAGAAGGCAUCUGUGACUGGUUACGAUUUCAACUCGCUCCGUCUGACCUUUAAGCACUUUGGAUUCCGCCUUCUUGCUACUGCUGGUACUUGGUUUGCCAAUGAUGUCUUCUUCUAUGGUAACAAGCUCUUCCAAUCCGAGUUUAUCAAGGUUAUUAGCCCUCAUUCUACCUCCAUCAUGCCUACCUGGCUUUGGAACUUGGUCAAUGUCGGUGUGUCACUUUGCGGGUACUACCUUGCCUCCUUCAUGAUCGACAACAAGCUAUAUGGCCGUAAAUGGAUGCAGAUCAUUGGUUUCCUAAUGGAUUUUAUUCUCUUUGUCGUGCCUGCCUUCCAUUUUGACUACUAUAAGUCCCCAGAGCACAUCAAGGAGUUCCAGACCAUGUACUUCUUGAGUUCGUUCUUCAACCAGUUUGGACCCAACUCGGUCACUUUCUUGGUUGCUGCCGAAGUCUUCCCUACACCCAUCCGUGCCACCGCUCACGGUCUCUCUGCCGCUGCUGGCAAACUUGGUGCUCUCCUUGCCUCUGUUCUAUAUAACUACAUUGAUACCCAAACCAAGUUCUAUGUUGUUCCCUGGUUUGGUCUGGGAGGUGUUGUCUUGACCUGGCUCUUCCUUCCCGAUACCACCGGUCUGGAUCUGAAGGAGCAGGAGCGCCGCUGGAUGUAUCUUCGCGAGGGCCGUGAGGCCGAAUACCAUGGCCCUGCUGUCCACCCCAAGCAUCUUUCCAUCUGGGAACGUUUCCGUGGCAAGGGCAAGUACUAUGAUGCUGAGCUUGAUUACAAGCAGAAGGUUGAGGAGUACCGUGCUGAGUGGGAGGCUGCUAUGAGCUCUAAGAUCGCCGAGAAGGAAAAGGCCGACCUGGCUGACGACACCGACGACAGCCUCCUCUCCGGCCACGUCCACGCUUACUUCCACCGCACAAGCCCCAUGUUCCGUGGCAUGGACAAGCCUAGCAAAUCCGAUAACUUUGCCCUCCCUCCUGCCGCCCAGCGUGACGAGACCAGUGAAGAUUCUAUUGAAAAUGAAAAAUAA